This is a messenger RNA of Anopheles moucheti, 2568 nucleotides long. RefSeq lists its product as uncharacterized. NCBI's taxonomy places the organism in Eukaryota, Metazoa, Arthropoda, Insecta, Diptera, Culicidae. Gene Ontology annotation, molecular function: serine-type endopeptidase activity. Gene Ontology annotation, biological process: proteolysis. The record is from RefSeq and is a predicted model, not a curated record.
AUGAGACAAUUUAACGAAACAAAGGCGAAUCAGUUUGAGAAUUAUCUUACCACGCAGCCGGAAGCAACAAACAAACAAACAAACAAAAAAGAGCGAAGUGCAAACGUGCUACGGUGGGAUAAGGUGCAACACACGCGAACAUAUUCCCUAGUUCCGGAUGCCCUGCAGCCAUUUAAAAUUGGCCACAAACAGCAAAACCGUCCGGUCGGAAGAUGGAUUGGGCUGUUGGAUGAAUGGGUGGUGUGGUGUGGUUUGAAGCGCAGAAGAAAGUGGCCUAAAUUCGCGAAACCGGUUUUAGCCAGGGGUGGCUUCGAUUACUUAAUGCCGUUUGUGUGUUGCGGAAACGGGGAAUGUAGGUGUGCUGGGUCUGUUUUUUUUCUUCUCUUCUUCGCAACACAAGCUCAUAAUCAUUCCAUCUUCGUUAGUUUAUGCGUUACAGUGUUACUGGCGACAACAUUACUCCUGUCACACACCCUGGUGAGGGGCGAUAGUUCGAGCGGCGCCAACAGAAGAUCCAGCCCGGCCCUGAUCGAUUCCGGCAUUCGAGCUGGGUCACGAUUGCCGGUAGUUCCUGUGACUGGAUCGAAGGUUACCAAGCUACGUCCGGUUGGCAAACAGCGACCCGCUGUGGAGGACGACGACGAUGACGACGAUGACGACGAUGAUGAUGAUUACUUUGACUUUGGGCUGGAAGAUGAUGACGACGACGAUGAUGAUGAGGAGGAGGAAGAAGAAGAGGAAGAGGAUGACGAGGAGGAGGUAGAACCGCCUGUCAAACCGGAGCUUCCGGUGGUGGAAACGAGCACGACACGUGCAAGAUUGCUGUCCGAUGCGGCCUUCACGAAGCUGUCCGAGACGCUCGGCGCACUGAAUACGGUCGGGCGGUACAUCGUGAACAUUACCAAGGGACAGGAAGCCAGCGCCAUCACGCAGGUUGAUCCUGGCACGAAGGAAACCGUCCCGGAAGCGUUGCUUACCCUCACGAAAACGAUGCUCGGCCAAAACAUAACCAAAACAAUCGAACCACUCAUCAAGCGUGGCGGUUUCGGUGGUAAUGGGGGAGAGUCCGAAACCGUCGGUGCGGUCACUUCCGGUCCGCUAGUGGUCCUGUCCACCGGUACGUUGGAACCAACCGUUGCCUCAUCUACCGUGGCAUCACUUGCGGCUGUUGCGCAGCGAAAGGAAGACAACGAGCUAACGCUCGGUGGAGCGAUCGACAGCAAGAUCGCACCGGUCCCCGUACCGGCCGGAAGUGUCGCGACCGAGCAAAAGAAGAAGAAGAAAAAGAAGAAGAAGAACAAGGUAAAGCGAAAGGAUCCGGCACACCAGGAGAUGCGGUUAACUACGACGACCACAAGCACCACGACGCGCAGACCGGAUCCGGCCCCGAGCAACAAAAUCGUAGAGUCAACGAAGGACAUCGAGAAUCGGUGCCGCACACCAGAUGGACGCCCCGGACGGUGUGAAGACCUGAGCACGUGUCCAGGGUUGCUGCUGGAUCUGAGUCAUCUGCGGGAAUCGCUCUGCUUCAAGAGUCUCUUUGUGCCGGGUGUGUGUUGCCCGAUCACUACCACCAGUACGGUGCUGACAACACCGCGACCACCACCCCGGCCACAGCAAACCGGAUCGGGUUCGCUAGUACUCAGCCCCGUUGCGAAACCAUCGACGACGACCAGUACGACGACAACGACCACGAAACGGCCACUCGUGCCAGUGUACACGGUGUCUCCGGCCGACAGUGGGGCGGUUCUGUCGGCCACCCUCAAACCGAUCGACAACAUUGUCGAUCCGGACGAUUGCGGGCAGCAGGAGUACUCGUCCGGCAGGAUCGUGGGUGGAAUAGAGGCCCCUACCGGGCAGUGGCCAUGGAUGGCGGCCAUCUUUCUCCACGGCACGAAGCGCACCGAGUUCUGGUGCGGUGGUUCGCUGAUCGGCACGAAGUACAUCCUGACGGCGGCCCAUUGUACGCGCGAUUCCCGCCAGAGGCCGUUCGCGGCGCGCCAGUUUACCGUGCGGCUGGGCGAUAUCGAUCUGUCCACGGACGGGGAACCGUCGGCACCGGUUACGUACAAGGUGACGGAGGUGCGGGCCCAUCCACGGUUUUCGCGCGUCGGCUUCUACAACGACAUUGCGCUGCUCGUGCUGGACAAACCGGUUCGUAAGUCGAAGUACGUCAUACCGGUGUGUCUACCGGGGCCGAAUCUACCGUCCAAGGAGCGGCUGGCAGGUCGGCGGGCAACAGUCGUCGGUUGGGGCACCACGUACUACGGUGGUAAGGAAUCCACCAAGCAGCAGCAGGCGACCCUACCGGUUUGGCGCAACGAGGAUUGCAACCGGGCGUACUUCCAACCGAUCACGGACAACUUCGUGUGUGCCGGAUUUUCCGAGGGUGGUGUCGACGCGUGCCAGGGUGAUUCUGGUGGACCGCUGAUGAUGCUGGUCGAGGCCCGCUGGACCCAGGUCGGUGUCGUAUCGUUCGGGAACAAGUGCGGCGAACCGGGCUACCCGGGUGUCUACACGCGCAUCAGCGAGUACAUGGAGUGGAUCAGGGAAAAUACGAAGAAGUAA